UUAAGAGCAAGUUAGCUUUUAGAAUUGAACCCUAGCUCCAACCCACGCAGGGCAGCAGAGAUGGGACUCGGGUGGGUACCAUAGCUUGGCCUCGCCCGGAACUUGCUGCUCAGGCAUGAGUGGAUGUGUUUUCGGGAAAGCAGCAUCUCCCCUGAGACUUUGAGGGCCCAGGAGAGUGGUGUGAAUACCCCACAAGUCUGGUGACAUCUCGGCAUGAAGCUCACCUACCCCUUCCUGUUUGUAACUGAAGUGAGAGAAACCUGCUGGGUGGUGGAAUAAGGCAGAACCCGAUUCCAGCUCCUCUGUUCCCGUGCUUGCUCGGGCACUCCGCGGUGGGGCCCGGCCGCUGGGGGAAUGACUGCAGCGGGAAGGUGCUAAGAGCUAUAUCGGUCCAUGGUGGCUCAGCAGACAGCAGAGCAGGAGGUGUGAGUGCGGGGCAGGGAGGCGGGGCAGGACCAGGAAGGGAGGGUGCCACUGCCCCUGGGCACUAGGCAUGGCUUUGCCUGCUUCUGUAUUUGCCCCAUUAUGGCUGGUGCAGAGGAAUGAUCCGAGCGCCCCCAGAACGGGACUGGGGAGCGGGUCUAAGGGGGCCACAGCACAGGGAUGGGCGCCUCCAUCACUCACACUGGUUCAGCACUUCCUCGGUGAGGCCCCCUGGCCCCUGCUCUUUGCCGCAGCUUGGGCGGUGGCUCCUUGAGGGCGGAGAGGGAAGCCCUUUACCUGGGGCUGCUGCCUGCCUGCGGCGCUGUGGCCAUACCAGUUUCCGUGCAGAAGGGAGGUCAUGGGCUGGGGGCGCCCUUGGGCAGCUAGUGGGGUUGGGGGUUCCGUGUUGCACCACCUGCACCCCGCCUGCGUUCUCGCUGUGAUUUCCAGGUUACCUGGAGAGAUGCCGGGGCAGGGUCCCAGAGAGUGAGUCUGGGGCUGCGAGGUGUCGGAGCCCCACUUUACCUAGUAGGGGGACGCGGAGAGGGAAGUUGACUCACAGACCGUGGAAGCAGGAGGGACCCCGCAGGACAGCGGGGGCGCGGGGCCCACGUGCAGGGUGUGGGUCGACAGGCGCUGGGGGGCGGUUCCGCGGGGCAGGCUCCGCCCCCGCUCCCCAUUUAAAGGAGGCUUCUCAGGGAGCGGCAGCACUUCAGGACCGAUCCGCGACCCAGCCAUGAGCCGCCGGGCGGGGCGUCCUCGCCUGCUCAUCCUGCUGCUCCCGCUGCUGGUGGCUGGCGCCGCCCCGCUCAGCUGGGACCUCCCGGAGCCCAGUGGCAGAGCAGCCAGCAAGAUCCGUGUGCACCCGCGGGGCAACCUCUGGGCCACGGGUCACUUCAUGGGCAAGAAGAGUCUGGAGCCCCCCAGCCCAACCCCACUGGAAUCAACCCCCCAGGUCUCCCUGAGGGACAGGCAGCUGCAGCUGAGUCCUGACCUGCUCAGGAUCCUCCUCCUCAAGAGAGUGUUGGGCCUGGGCCAUGGCAAUCCAGGGCCAAGCCCCCAGGAGGCUGCUGGGGCCAACGCUGCAGAAGUGUUGCCACUAGUGAGGAAGAUACGACAACGCCGUGGCUUAGAUUGUGCCCACCCAGGAAAGGUGCUGAAUGGGACCCUAGUAGUGGCUCCUCCUGGAUGUAAAUCCUGGGCUCAAAUUUGUUACAUCAUUACUGAGAUCUCUGGUUCAGUCACCGGGAAUACGGCUGAUGCAGACGCAAAUCAUGUUCCCAUGUAUUUCUUGUUCCUUUGUUGAAGUUGUGAAUAAAAGCCCCUCCCUUUA
Molecule: messenger RNA, 1756 nt
Organism: Sorex araneus (European shrew)
Lineage: Eukaryota; Metazoa; Chordata; Mammalia; Eulipotyphla; Soricidae
Gene: NMB
Product: neuromedin B
Biological process (GO): neuropeptide signaling pathway; positive regulation of hormone secretion
Cellular component (GO): neuron projection
Molecular function (GO): neuromedin B receptor binding; neuropeptide hormone activity
Source: RefSeq, a predicted model, not a curated record